UUGGCUAUCUCUCAUGUCAUUCAACAAAAAACCGUUGCUGCGUGCCUGUUUUGUUGACAUCCGGUUAUCAGACACACCAUUGCGACUUCCCCGACUGAAUCAUUAAUUUAAAUGGCUUCAGGUUACCGAAAACCAACUCCUUCGGCUAGUCAAAGGAAAAAAACAUGUUCCAAAAGCGAACUGACUGAGGAGCAAAAGCAAGAAAUUAAAGAGGCUUUUGAUCUCUUUGACACAGAUGGCACUGGAACAAUAGAUGUGAAGGAGCUAAAGGUUGCCAUGAGAGCACUUGGGUUUGAACCAAAGAAAGAAGAUAUCAAGAAGAUGAUUGCAGACAUUGAUAAAGAGGGCUCUGGAACAAUUGACUUCAGUGAUUUUCUCAGUAUAAUGACAGUGAAAAUGAGUGAAAAAGACUGCAAAGAAGAAAUAUUAAAGGCGUUUCGGCUGUUUGAUGAUGACGGCACAGGAAAAAUCUCCUUCAAAAAUCUCAAGAGAGUUGCCAAGGAGCUGGGAGAAAACCUCACAGAUGACGAAUUACAGGAAAUGAUCGACGAGGCCGACCUCAACGGUGACGGUGAGAUCAACGAGCAGGAGUUCUUGAGGAUAAUGAAGAAAACUAAUCUUUACUGAGUGUUUACAGUCUUGAUGUUUUUUUUAAGAUUCAUCUUUGGUUCUAUCGGAACAGUUUAUACAGAAGCUUUCUUUUUCUUUGGCCGACAGAUUUGUGUAGUUUGUGAAUAAAUAUUUUAACGUACUGUAUCUUUGCACAGAUUUUUUCUACAAAGGGAGACAAAUAAAUAUAUUUCCCCGCAUGUGCCUGUUACUUUUACACACUGUUUGUCUGUGUUGUGUUUAUAUUGCUUGUAAACAUGCAGCGUUUGCAGGAGUUUAAUGUUUCCAUGUGCACAUAAUGCGAUUCUGAAGUGUCUGUGUCACUGUGUACGCUGCAGCACAUUCUGCACAGCACUGCACGCCUGGAAUGGUCAGAAGUCGGGGAACAGACAGUGAAAGUCUUAUGACUAAGUCGAUGUCUAAUAACCAGAAUGAUGUUACUGCAGACCGACAUGACAGACCGUGAACUGCAGAUGAGUAACUCAGUAAAAGUCACUCUCACUUCAGGUUCUGAGGUACUGAAUCAAGUCAUCGUCUGUAGAUACAGUACAACUCUCUCUCUCACCUUCUCGUCGUGUUGUAGGAAAGAUUAAUAUGUAAUAUACAUGCGUUUGACCAAAACACCAAACCUCGUCAAAAUAAACAGGAUAUUGUAGUGACGUGUGUUUUUCCGAGACGUCUGUGUGUUAUUUAGUAAGAUGCUUGUCACGGAUUGUGAAAGUUCUGAUAACCGGUUCCAGACAGCGGAAGAACGUCGGGCGGAAAAUGUGAAAAGCUUUGUCCCAAGUGUUCGUUAUGUACCGCACACGAGAUGAUAACUCUCUCAGGUCCUCCAGAUGCUAACGCUGCUUCAUGAACUCUUAACUCUCAUAUUCAAGCCCAAAAUAAAAGUUGUUUAUUACUUC
Messenger RNA from Cottoperca gobio, 1514 nucleotides. It is a transcript of the gene cetn4, whose product is annotated as centrin 4. Gene Ontology annotation, molecular function: calcium ion binding. The coding region runs from base 112 to 627 and encodes 171 amino acids. Gene Ontology annotation, cellular component: myosin II complex. The transcript has 5 exons. NCBI's taxonomy places the organism in Eukaryota, Metazoa, Chordata, Actinopteri, Perciformes, Bovichtidae. The record is from RefSeq and is a predicted model, not a curated record.